AUGGCAGCUGAUGACACCGACGAACUUGCGGAGGAUGAGCUGGCCAAGUGGAUGGGGAGGGUGCAGAAGAGGAAAGGAUUGGCGUUUUUGAAGCACGAGCAGACCGGGCAGUCAGCGCUGAUUGCAGGUAUUCGGAGAUCUUGCUGCAUAGAGAAGCUCAGAAUCCUCCUGCAGCACAGAGACUGCGCGAAGUGUGGCGAUAAAAGCGGCCUGCCUCUGCACAUUGCUAUCCAGGUUGGCUCCAAAGCCGACACCUUGACAGUGCUUGUAAACACGUACCCUGAUGCCUUGAAGGUCCCCGACGUGCAGACGCGGCUUCUGCCCCUGCACAUGAUGCUCGACAACGAGUCUUUCAACCAGGAGACAGUCAGCGUGUGCAGAUUGAUGCUGGAGUUCUAUCCGGAGGCUGCACAGAUCAGCUGCAAUGACCGCCUAGCGUUCCACAUCUGCCUGGAGAGGCACCUGCCAUGGGAGCUGACCGAGCUCGUGCUGUCGAAGAAUCGGUGCGCGGCUGCGACCCCGACGUCUGGCAUGCUCCCCCUGCACACGGCCGUGCUUCAUAAUCUGGACUCCCGCAUCAUCAGCAGCCUCAUCGCCGCGCAUCCGAGGGCGCUGCUGCUCGAGAUGCCAGGCAGCGGAAGACUGCCGGUCGAGUACGCGAUCGAGAAGAAGGCCCACACGACGGUGAUCCUCAGCUUGAUGAGCGGCGUGCCCAGCGGCCCCUGCGCGGAUCCGAGGGCCGUCGCCUACGCGUGCGCGUCGACCCUGGGGUUGGUCACCGAGACACCUCGGGCGGCCGACGUGGACUGCUUCUCGCACCGCGUCGUGCUGCAGGUCGUGUUGCAGAACCUGCCGUUGCAGGCGGUGCACAUGGAUGCGGUGAAGGGUAACAUCCUGGAGGAGCUGGAGCGGAGCGUCCGCGAUUCCAUGGUCUCUCUGCCGGCGGGUUACCGCGUGGAGCUCCUGCACCCCGAGUUGGCUGGCGGCGUCCCGCAUCAGGCAGCGACGCCUGCCAACAUGAGAAAGUCUGGGACGCUUGAGAGCGCGUCCUCCAAGUGGCGGUGGGAACGUCAGGGGUCCUUAGAGUCCAUGCAUUCCGUGGCGUCUGCGCUGAUGGGGAGCCGCCCUUUCCGCGAUCAGCACCACGACAGGCCUACGACCACGGUGUUGGUUUUGGAGUUUUGCAUAGACACCGACUUGGGCCUCGGUGAGAGGCUCACGGAGGAGCUGAGGCUCGUAAGGGAGCGCGGUAUCCUCAAGGGCGACGCCGAGGAGAGGAUCAGACAGCUCUUGAUGUUCGUGACGAGCCCUGACUACGAGGGAGAUCUCGCAAGCAUACAAUUCGAGUCCGCGGUCGAGGACUUCCGCGUCGACGUGGGCGAGGCCCAGUUGACCACCAUGUCAAUCCCGAUACCUAUCGUGCCCCUGGGCGGGGACAAGUUCACCCUGCACAUGGGGCUCGAGGACACCGUCGAGGACAUCAAGAGGCGCGUCCGGCGCCGGGGUUCGAGGGCGGCCCACGCGCAGAGGCUGAGGCUGCCCGACGGCAGCACCCCCGCCGACAGACUGGCCUGCACCGACCUCGUGCAGAUGCUCGCGGACCAGGCCUCGCUGGAGGACGGCGGAGGGGCCCUCCGCCUGGAGGAGUCGCACGAGUUCCUGCACCUGGCGCUGCGGUUCGCCGUGGACGAUCAGAUCGUGGACGAGCUCCUCGCCAGGGGGGCUCACAAGGUCAGGGAGGCGGACUCGGAGGGCGUGCUGCCGCUGCACCUGGCGAUGCUCAGCGGCGUCUCGGAGAGGGCCUGCGAGCAGCUGCUCGGCUGCUACCCGGAGGCGGCCAGGGCGAAGCUCCAGGGGCACGGCUGGUACCCGCUCGACCUGGCCCUCGAUCGGAGGUUCGGACAGAGCUUCGUCCACGCUCUGCUCGGGCACGUGAAGCCCCGCGACUGGACCCAGGAUGGUUUCUACAACCCGGAGGGCGCCCGCCUCCACAAGAAGCUCCGGCUGCCUCUGCACGUGGCCGUCCUGAAUGGGUACCCCGCCGCCACCCUGAAGCUGAUCGAGAGCAGCGGGUGCCCGCUGGACGCCGCAGACGCGGUCUCGGGCCAGUCGCUGCUCGACUGCGCCCUGAGCUGCAACCGCGCCGAGGAAGUCCAGACCAUCUUUCCGCACAUGAUGGGCUCCGUCGGCGACGUCUACGACGGCAGCCGCCGUCGGUUGCAUCAGGCGGUGGUGGCUGGAGCUCCAGAGAGCAUCGUGCGGCCGAUGUGCAAGAAGUGCGGGGGCGAGGAGCUCCUGGUGCGCGACCUGGGGGGCAACCUCCCAAUCCACCUGGCCUGCGCGCACGGCGCCACGCUCGUGAUCGUCAACGUCCUGCUGGAGUUCUGCCCCGACUCCGCGCGCCAGCCUGACAGGAGAGGCCGCCUGCCCAUCCACCUCGCGGUGGAGAACCAGGCGCGGCCAGGGGUCAUCUCGGCGCUGCUGGCGAAGGAUGAGGGCAUGGUCAGCGCCGUGGCGCCCUGCGGGCGCAGCUUGCUCGAGCUGGCGGCGAAGGUGGACGCCCCGCCCUGGGUCACCGCGGAGCUGGUGGAGCACUGGCCAGAGGACGCGCUCGAGUUCAGCCUUCUGCGCGGAGCCUGGCCCAGGAACGGGGCCUCUGCGGACAUCCACAGACUGCUGCGCGAGAGGGAGGAGCAGCGGGAGGCCCCGGGCGCGCUGGCGGAGCCCGGGCUCCCCGUGCUGCAGCGGGCCCCAUUGAGGGACUCGCGCGGCAGCGCCAGAGGUGAGGGCGCGGCAAGCGUAGUGGAGACGGCCGCGCAAGGCCCGCCGUCGGAAGGCGCCGGCGCGGAGGAGGUCGAGGAGGAGGGCACCUUCUCGUCGCUCUACAACGGCCUGGCAAGCGUGUUCGCGUGGUCCUGA
Messenger RNA from Prorocentrum cordatum, 2919 nucleotides. Lineage: Eukaryota; Dinophyceae; Prorocentrales; Prorocentraceae. The record is from the annotation of a GenBank genome assembly.